Cephus cinctus (wheat stem sawfly) is the source of this 6821-nucleotide messenger RNA. RefSeq names its product kinesin light chain (gene Klc). The record is from RefSeq and is a predicted model, not a curated record. Gene Ontology annotation, molecular function: kinesin binding. Lineage: Eukaryota; Metazoa; Arthropoda; Insecta; Hymenoptera; Cephidae. Gene Ontology annotation, cellular component: membrane-bounded organelle; cytoplasm; kinesin complex. Gene Ontology annotation, biological process: microtubule-based movement. The transcript is spliced from 9 exons. The coding region runs from base 258 to 2012 and encodes 584 amino acids.
GUAACGAAUAAAACGUGAUACCGUGAGCAACCCCCCUUAGCAAUCAGAUUACCAGUAUAUAUAUAUACACAUCUAUAUAUAUUUUUAUACCGACGCGAGGAUAGAUGAUUUUUGUACGUGAUUUUUGUAUCCGACUGAGAAGUGACAAUACCGACGCGAAUGUAUCAACGAGAUAGAUCAAUAUCGUUUUAUUAAGUAAUCUCUUUUCAAGGAAUAGGUAGGUUUGGCCGAGUAUUCACUCUUCCACUCCAUUUCCAAUGGGUAGAACAGAUAUGUCAAAAACGCUGAACGCUUAUAGAAUCAAAAAAAUAGAACACAUUGGCAGAAUGACGGCCAUGACGCAGGAAGAGAUUGUGGCCGGUGCCCGCACCGUUGCCCAGGGUCUGGAGGCUUUACGCGUUGAGCAUGGUGGUCUUCUUCAAGGUCUACAGUCCCAGGAUGCACCAGCUGCCCGGGAGAAGGCUAGUCUCUUGUCGAAGAAUAUCGAGAUGAUUGAACUUGGCCUAGGCGAGGCUCAGGUCAUGAUGGCUCUGGCGAGUCACUUGCAGAUGGUAGAGGCUGAAAAGCAAAAGCUCAGGACUCAGGUCAGACGACUGUGUCAAGAGAAUGCGUGGCUCAGGGAUGAGCUAGCUGGCACCCAGCAGAAGCUGCAAGCCAGCGAGCAAGCGGUUGCUCAGCUUGAAGAGGAACAGCGGCAUCUGGACUUCAUGGCGAGCAUUCGACAGUAUGAUCCAGAUCCUCCGGCAGUGGAUGAAAAUGCUAAGGACAGACCUAAGGACGAUCCUGUAGUCGACCUAUUCCCGGACGAUGAGGCUGACGAGCGAAACAGUAAGUCGAUGUCACCGACUCUGCCAUCGCAAUUCGCACAACAAGUAAACGCUGGCUAUGAAAUACCUGCGCGUUUACGUACCCUGCACAAUUUGGUAAUUCAGUACGCUAGCCAGGGUCGCUACGAGGUUGCUGUGCCACUGUGCAAGCAGGCACUGGAGGAUUUGGAAAAGACUUCCGGUCACGAUCAUCCGGAUGUCGCGACGAUGCUCAACAUCCUCGCGCUGGUAUAUCGUGAUCAGAACAAAUACAAAGAGGCUGCUAAUCUUUUGAACGAUGCGCUAGCCAUUCGCGAGAAAACGCUCGGUGAGAAUCAUCCAGCCGUUGCUGCCACCUUGAAUAAUCUUGCCGUUCUCUACGGGAAGCGCGGCAAGUACAAGGAAGCCGAGCCACUUUGUAAGCGUGCUUUGGAGAUUCGUGAGAAGGUCCUUGGCUGCGAGCAUCCGGACGUUGCUAAGCAGUUGAACAACCUCGCGUUGCUCUGCCAGAACCAAGGUAAAUACGAGGAAGUCGAACGUUAUUACCAGCGUGCUCUGGAGAUCUACGAGGCCAAGCUUGGACCUGACGACUCAAACGUCGCUAAGACGAAAAAUAACCUUGCUUCCUGCUACCUCAAGCAGGGCAAAUACAAAGCCGCCGAAGUACUCUACAAGCAAGUCUUGACUAGGGCUCACGAGAAAGAGUUCGGUGCUAUUGACGGUGAUAACAAACCCAUCUGGCAGGUAGCAGAGGAGCGGGAAGCAAACAAGCACAGGAACAAGGAGAAUGCCCCAUACGGCGAAUAUGGCGGAUGGCACAAAGCUGCAAAAGUCGAUUCUCCUACCGUAACUACGACAUUGAAAAAUCUUGGCGCUCUCUACAGACGGCAAGGGAAAUACGAGGCUGCGGAGACACUUGAAGAUUGCGCCCUGAGGUCACGAAAAGAGCAGCAUAUACAGCAGGCCCUGGACCUGGUGAAGCAGGCAAAGGUAGCGCAGAUCCUAGGAGACGAGAAGGGUACAACCAGGCGUGGUUCAAGAUCUAGCCUGGCGAACAGCGAGCACGAGCAACAGGAGGAGAGCUCCCUGCCGCUGGUACAGAGGGCACUCCACGAAGGACAGUCUGGCCACAACGACGCUAGUCCUAACAAACCCGGUUUUAAACACAAGAUCUUUCACGUUUUCGGUAUCAACUCCUCCACGUAGGAUGACGUGUCUUGCUGGUUGCAUUGCCUGGUCGUUUGUAUGACGUUCGUCGGGCGUUAGUAGGGGGAAUUUCACUACAUAGUUUCUGUCUCUUGUUUUCUUUUUAUACAUGGUGUAUGCAACGCUGCGAAUCCGUAUUCUUCGUUUUUCUAGGAUUAAGCGGUUUAGUAGUGUGGAACAGCGAGGUUUUCAGCAGCACUGUUCUAGGUGCCUGUUAAAGUUUUAUUGCCAGUUGCAUAAAUCGCGGCGAUCACCACGUAAAUUUUGUGCAGAAUGCCUUCUCUCUCUUAUUAUUGAGUAUAAAUCCCGACGUGAAAUACUUUGUGCUACGUAGACGCGGGUAUCCGGUGAUCAUCGGCUGUUUGACACAGUCCUGAUUGCCGAUUUCGUCUUGGUUUUUCACAGAGAGCAUCGAAUUGUCGCGCGACUUUAGUCGAUAUAUUCAUUUUAUAGGGAAAGAUUGCUUCCGGUAUGUUUUAUUUUUCUUUUUUUCUUUUAAUACAAACUACUUUUAUAUUGACAGUAUAUUCCACAAAGGAAAUUGACAAAUUACUUAUAAUCGGAGACAGAAAAAGAAAGAGUAAUAUGAGAAAUUUGUAUUUCCCGCGCAUUUACCAAAGUAGCUUCCAUCGAAGAAAAUAGGUGCUUCCGUUUGAUAAUUAAAAAAGAUUAUGCAGCCUUGUCAGACGAAAAAUUUACUUCGAGGCUCUCGAUUACUUUAGAAAUUCAUUUGUCUUUGCACCACGACGCGUUUCACGCUUUAUUCUAGAUGAUCGAGAUGCAUUUACGGUCUUAGUACGUAUUUGAGGAUAGUUUAUCUUUCUCGCGUUGGUACAAGACAUACCUUCGAGUUCACACUGUGCUUCGUUUCGUUCUGAAGAGAUAAUUAUUAAUUAACAAUGUAUACUACUUUGCUUUGCAUAACUAUAUAGGAUUAGUAUAGAUGCGCAAAUGCGAUUUUAAUGUUAAAAAAGGAAACCGACGCUCAAGGAUUUGUCAAUGUAUUCGCAAAAGUUGUAGCAGACGGAAUAAUGUCUUUCCGAAGAUUUAUACACGCGUUUCGCAUAAUACUUUUUACGAAGUCGUAAAAGUCUCCUCGCGUUUAUUAAAUCGCUUUAAGAACACCCAGUUAACGGUCGAAAAUUGUAGGUACAUAGAGAUAUAUGGAAAAUGUGAUUUUAAACGAAUGAAUUUGUCAUAAAAAAAAAUCUUUUUCAACUUCGUGUUCACAACGUUCGCGUUCGAGUCCAAAUAUUCUCGUAUAGGGUGUCUCGAAUUUAGUCGAAAACCAUAAAACUUUGUAAACACUGCAGGAGAGCAAUGCGUAUAUACAAGUGAUUAUAGAUACUUGACACAAGAACGUUUUGUAUGCUUUCGUUUUAAUGAUUUUGUUAAACGGAUGCUUUGAGGACGUUAAAUAAUUGGGAGACCCACGAGUUACGAAGGAUCUCAGCAGUACGUGAUAGGCACUGUGUGGUAGACAGAUUGAAUUCCUGUAUCGCUUCCAUUCGAGGCACCUUGUAUUGUACUUUACUAGAUAGUGUAAUUACGUCUUUUAAUAUGAGUAAUGAUAAAUAUUUUAAUAACGUAUCGCUAGGUAGGUCGUGUCGCUAAGUUUUAUAAUCUACUGCUUCCAAUGAUUCACUGUUGGCUGAUCCGUUGGACGUAGUCUAACGAUGAUGAAUAAUGGAGGGUAGUGCCUUGAUACUUUAAUAAAUAUAAAGAUAAUAAAUUAUUUUACAAACAAACCAAGCUUCGUUCAACUUAAUUGUUACUUGUUCGCGCGUAUUGUUGCAAUUUGUAAGGAGAGAGCUACGAGGUCUUUGUAAAAGAAAACAAAGUGACGUUCCUUUAGAAUUGAGAGAGCAUUUAUAUUACUUUUGAUUUUUCUACCUUCGCACGUAUGUCUCUGUUAACAUUGUUGUUGGACCCAUUUUUUUUCUUGUUCUUUCUUUCUUGGAUAUCUGCGUUGUCGUUUCUUUUUUGUUUCGCUUUGAUUUGAGUACUGCGGGCCCGGGCUUAGGUACGGGAUGGCCAUGGAACGCGAUUCACCUGGACACGAGCUGCGAAUGACUCAUGGGAUUCGACAGGAUAGAAAGCACUCGGUUCGUGCUCAGUAAAGAAGAUGAUGGAUAAAGGAUUGUAUAACGCUUGGAGAAGGAGGCAGGAAGGAAGAUUGAUGAAGAGGCUAAUGGCAUAUGUGAGAAGGAAGGAAGAGGACUCUACAAUGUUUCCCUAAAAACAUUGAGCGACGUCCGAUUAAGAAUACAAGAAAAUGUCUGCAUUAUUUACAAUUACACGGCACAUUCCAGCUGCUUUUAACGAGACGCGAGAAUACGUGGCUCGUUUUCGAUCGGCCGGUCUCUUCGACAUUUUUUAUAGCUCUUCAAUGAGUAUUUCUCGAGGAAAAAAAACCUCGAAAAGAAGUCCGUGUCCUAUACGGUUGCUGCAUGGCUAAUUUUCAUCACUGUUGCUUAUUUAACCGUACGCCAAGCAAAACCGUUUAAUACGUUGCACGUGUUGUACGCGCGAGAUUUAAACAGUUAAGAAAUUUCCUGAGUGAAUUCUAUUGGUCUUAAACAGUGGCAGGCGAUUCAAUAUCGUACUUAUUGAGUCGGUAUUAGCGAUUUGAGUAUUAAGUCAUCGGGGUGCAACGAUUUUAAUGAAAGUCCGCUCAUCCAACAGCUUCGUAUAAAAUUCGCCCAGUGGUCAAUGUGGGAGAAUUGAUGAGUUGCGAUAAAGUAUUGAAUGCAUGUGAACUAUUUGAAUUUAAUUUACAAUGGUGGUUAACUAGAAUAUUUUAUUUUUAAUGAAGUUCAACAAAUUUCUACCAAAAGCCUGGCCCCAUAAGACAUUUUUUUUUUGGCUACAAUAUCUAUAUUCAAUGGGCAUAUCUAUGCAUUGUGGAUCAAGUUUGUCCAAGAUGAAACAUUGUAAUUUAUUUAUACGUAUCAUGACAAAACAUUCAAGACUAUUAUUUGUCCUACGUAGUGAUUUUAGAGGAACAGCUUUGUUCGAUCUGUCAUUUAGGCUCUUGAGUAUACGAUUACUAUUGUGAGUCUGAUGUUAUAACUCAACAAAGGAGAAAACUCUGAGACCAGUUAGAUUGGUUGCAAUUGGAUGUUGUAGAAGCUCGUGCAAAUAUUGAUACAGGCGUAAAAUGGAAGUGGUGAAAGUUUUGAGGUUACUUCGAGACUGGCCGUGCGUUGAUGUACAUUUAUUAAGUUGUAAUCUUAACGAUUAUUAUUUAUUUGGCAGCUAUUCUUACCGCUAUGAUUCCUUGGUGAGCAUGAAGAGCCAAGACCGUAAGAUCUUGAUACUAUAUGUAAUGAUUACUAUUGCACAGUAAUACUCUAAUGAUGGUUGCGCUGUGUAAGUAAUUGUAAUACAGGAUGCCUUAGUUGAUCGGUUUAGCAAUACGUAUUGGCUUAGUUUUAAUAUCCUAAUUGUCAGGAUCUUUCGUACUUCACUCAAUGGCUACCUGGAAUUGUGUAUUAUUUAAAGUAUCAAUCUCUUAAUAUACGACGGUGCAUAGUUAUAGUUGUACGCCAUGUUAUUAGGAUAUUAACCAGCGAAAGGUUGCAUUUGAUUUAACCUGUGCAAUUCCUUAUGACGUUAAGAGUCUCGAUCGAGCGGCGAAAUUCAUAUUUUAUAUGAAAUAGGGAGAUAUUAAACGACAAAAUGUGGAAUUGUUUAACAUGGGCUUACACAUAACAGUCCUCCGUUCGUUUUCUAUCUCAUUAUUCCUUUUAUUUUUUUUUUAUUUUUGAUUUCUAGCGUGCUCGCUAAUAUCCUCAGCCCAUUCUCAUCCUCAUCCUUUUGAGUUUAUGCAUUUACAAUACCGCGUAUGCGCCUGAGAGCUUAAAGGCCUAAAGUCAUUAUACGAUUGUUGUUACUCCUACAAAAAGUAUAGGACAGACUGGAUUCGUACUCUUAACGGCUUUUCGAAUGACAAUUGUUUUUAGAAAAUAGUUUUUGUUCACUCGCGCCAUAGAAAUUAUUAACCCAGUAUCAACGAAAUCAUGUCCUUUGUGUUUGUAUCUAUCAGGAGUGUUAGGCUAGUGAUAAGACUAUAUUGAAGGGAGUCACAUUUUGUAUGCAAGUAUCUUUAUCACGUCUCAAACGUAACUCUAUUUGAUAUAGCAGUAUUACUGUUGCCGUAUUGAGACACGGAAUCGAAUAAUUCUACUGAGAUUAAGGGUUAGAUACAUAAUUUUUUAAUGCGAUGCAUUCGUGCAUUCUGCAAAAAAGAAAAAUUUUGAGUUCAGUUCAUUUAUAAGUAUUCUUUAAAGAUAAAAACCAAUUUUGUUGCCAAUACAUAUUGCGUAAAUCGUGUAUCAUUCAUUUUUUAACACUGAUACCGUGAUCUAUCGGGCUUUCUUUUCACGUGAUUUAGAAAUACACUAUAAUGAUAUGAUGAUUUUCUAGAUGACAAUUUUAUUAGUCGUUUUAUAAGAUUCAUCUUUGUUUAUAUGAAUUUUUAGACUGUUGCAAAGUGCAACGUGCAUCCGAAUGUGCAUGAUUAUCGUGAAGAAAAUAGAAUUUUGAACUAUUUUAUAUACAGAGAGCCAUCAUUCUGAUAAAUCGCCAGGUUAUGUGUGUAAAGUAUGUUUUUUUUUUUAAAUUAUCCCUCGAUAUUCCUCGGGAAAUUAUAAAACUGCGCACGAAUGUUAAUCAGCCGUAGCAGCUGUAAUUCAAAGCCGUUUAUGAAAGUGGUAAUUUAGGUAUUCUGGCUCUCAGGUGAGAUAUUGUUAUUUAAUGAUCUAAUAAUAUGUAAGCUUUGGUUUAUAAUAAACAUUUAAACUUGUA